AUGCACUCCCCUGGAAAUGGAGCUUCUUCUGGUGACAGAAAGCUUAAUGCUGCAAAAGCAACUCUGAACCCCAACGCCACAGAAUUUGUUCCUUUUGCCCUCAGGUCACCUUCUGCUAGCAUAAGCAGCUCAGGGGCAUGUUCAAAGUUCGCUAACGCCAAACCUUUCACACCUGGGAAAAGUGUAUUAGACAGAUCAGGAUCGUCUGCUUCAAUCAAUUCCGACGAUGAAGCACAACAGUACUGGCGCCAUCAGCUUCCCGAUGAUAUAACUCCUGAUUUUAAGGUCAUGGGAUCAGAGGACACUCAAGGAGUCAAUAGCUUACCAUUUUCAAGCUUAUCGUUGACUGAUAUUAAUGAAGGUUCAAGAUAUUCUGCUUCAACGGGAGUUUCUCCUCAUCCUAUUAAUGGUAACAAUCAAGCUGAAAAGCUGAGAUUCUCACCUUAUGGAGAAUAUGCAUCUCCAACUGAUUUCCAUCCGUUGCCCGGCAAACCAUGGGACCCACCAAUUGUAGGAAAUGAUCAGCUUCUUGCUCGAGAAGUACAUGAAGGUGGAAAUUCGGGACAUGACUAUCUGGGUAAAGUGUCAAGUGAGCAGUUAUUCUACGACAAUCCAGAUGUGAACCCUCUUGACCUUUUAGCUUCGCAAUUUCCGGGCUUUGCUGCGGAAAGUCUUGCGGAGGUGUAUUUUGCUAAUGCCGGGGAUUUAAAUCUUACUAUUGAAAUGCUUACUCAGCUCGAGCUUCAGGUCGAUGGUGGAUUAAAUCAAAGUCUCAACUCAAAAGCCUUGUCCUCUCCAAAUCUUAGUGCCAUGGACUUUCCAGCUCUUACUUCCAGGGUCGAUCAGAACGAUUUAUCAAAAUUUGGAGGUGAUAGCCUCCAUCGAAAUGGUGGUUCCACACUAUUAUUCAGAUCUAAUUCCUUUGCUCCAAGAGGUGCCACAGAUUUUGCUUCAGCUGUGAGAAAAAUGACGUCUCAAGAUUCCAACAUAUGGAAGUAUGAAAGAAAUGGUUCUUCGGGUGCAACCAUUGGAUCAAGUAGAAGUUCCCAAGUUUUGGCUAGCUCUUAUAAUGGGGCUCCUAACAGGAGUGUGCACGGUGAUAAGUAUCAGAGUCGAGGAUCAGCUCACGCGCCUCCAGUUUGGCUUGAAACGGGAGAAUCUGUCGCGAAUAUGUACUCUGAAAUGCGGGAGGAAGCUCGUGAUCAUGCACGUGUGCGUAAUGUGUACUUUGAACAGGCACGGCAAGCAUACCUUAUUGGUAACAAGGCCUUAGCCAAGGAGUUGAGCAUGAAAGGACAGUUGCACAACAUGCAGAUGAAAGCAGCUCACGGGAAGGCACAGGAAACUAUAUAUCGUCAGAGGAAUUCAGAUAUUCAGACAAAUGGGAGAGAAAAAAUGAUCGAUCUUCAUGGUCUGCAUGUGAGUGAAGCUAUUCAUGUGCUCAAGCGUGAACUAGCUGUGAUGAGAAAUGCCGCCAGGUCAAUGGACCAACGCCUUCUUGUCUUCAUAUGUGUGGGGACAGGUCACCACACGCGAGGUUCACGUACUCCUGCCCGACUACCGAUUGCAGUCCAAAGGUACCUUCUAGAAGAAGAGGGUCUCGACUUUUCUGAGCCUCAGCCGGGGCUCCUUCGAGUUGUAAUAUACUGA
Messenger RNA from Striga hermonthica, 1650 nucleotides. The record is from the annotation of a GenBank genome assembly. NCBI's taxonomy places the organism in Eukaryota, Viridiplantae, Streptophyta, Magnoliopsida, Lamiales, Orobanchaceae.